Messenger RNA from Paraphaeosphaeria sporulosa, 3589 nucleotides. Its product is annotated as KAR9-domain-containing protein. Gene Ontology annotation, cellular component: mating projection tip; cell cortex; spindle pole body. Gene Ontology annotation, biological process: mitotic spindle orientation checkpoint signaling; nuclear migration along microtubule; establishment of spindle localization. The transcript has a single exon. The record is from RefSeq and is a predicted model, not a curated record. NCBI's taxonomy places the organism in Eukaryota, Fungi, Ascomycota, Dothideomycetes, Pleosporales, Didymosphaeriaceae. The coding region runs from base 69 to 3170 and encodes 1033 amino acids.
UCAUUCCCGCGAGCGACAGCGCCUGCAGUUCCUUCCGCAAGCGCAGUGUUCUUUCCUUAGCAUGUUCAAUGACCAUCCUACCCACGCUGCCGCCGGCCCAACCCGACGCUCCCUCCCCGUCUGCUGUUGAUGAGGUGGCAGCCCGCCGUGGCUCAUCAACAACAGGUCCGCGCCUAGGAUCGCCCGCUCGGUCCACAACAUCUUCACCAAAACGCCCCGAGUCCGCCGCCGCCCUCGAGAGCACUACCAAGCUUGCCAGAAACGUGUCGCCGGGCCUGUUGGCCCGCAUGAAAUUCCUCAACCAGAACCAGGCACCAGAGGUUCCCCGUAGCGCCUUUACACCCGCGCAUAUUGGCAAAAUCUCGGAGCGCAAGAUCCGCGAGCUCGACGAGUUUCACCGCGACCGCCGCAGCUUUCACAUCGAGCGCAGAGGCACUGCCUGGAGCGGUACGAGCAGCCAGGUCGGCACGCCCCUCAUCCCGCAGUUGACGGGCGAGUCGGUUCCGGCGCUGGCCAUGGACGCCAGCCCGCCCUCAAGCUUCGAAAGCAACCGCAGCAGCUUCGUGAGCACCAGCGACCGCGUCCUGCCCUCUGACUCGGAAGCCGGCGACCUGAACGAGGACCACCAGAAAUACCGCCUCCCCGACAUCACCAAAAGCAAGAGCCUCUCGCGCGCCGUCACCGAGACGGAGGCCAGCAGCGACACCGAGCUGGGCCGCCCACCCACGCCGCCGCCCAAGGACACACCACCCGUGCCAGAGGCCUCGGUGCUCGACAGCGAAAACGGCAUCGAUGUCGACGCCUACUUCCACCAGCGCCAUUUCUCGCGCGCCAAUUCCAUCUACACCCUCUCGCGCGCAAGCUUCACCAACCAGAUCCAGCAGUUGACCUCCAUCAAGCUGCCACCACCCGACUCCCUCACCUCAGAAAUCCGCGCGCUUCCUUCCUCAACGGCCGCUGGUCGGGCGUUACACAGCGCUGCCAAUAGCAUAAAGCAAUGGAUGGCCAAGGCAGCAGAGGUCCUCAGUGGGCUCGACGCCGAGGACGAUGUGGAGUGGGCUGCUGCUGCUGGGCGUGAGGGACUGGAAGAGGUCGACGCUGCGAUUGGCAAGUUCGAGGGAUUGGUCAAUGUAUACAUCACCGCCAUUGAGGAUCUUCAAAGCCGAGACGACAUUGCUACCUUGCCAAACCGAGACCUCACCACGCUAGUGACUCAAAUGGAAGAGGUGCUCAGCAACUGGUCCAAGAUUAAGCAGACACUCAAGGGUAUCAAAUCGCAAGUGGAAAUGGCCAUGGAGUGGGAAGAGCUGUGGAACACUGUGCUAGGCGAGAUUGGCAUGGAGAUUGAAAACCUUAGCCGGCUUGUUUUCGAGAUGGAAGAACGGCGGCACCGUGCGAUCAGCGAUUCCGUUGCAGAGUCUGCAGAAACGUUCAACAUUGCAGACUUGGAAACGAUCGUGGAGGAGACUCCUCGCCAACAAAAACGCGAACACGCCCGGCUGCAGAGCAACCGGUUUAGUAUGCCCACGCUCUCAAUCAUGUCACCUGUUUCACCUAUUCCGCAAAUUGAGCAGGAGAACUCGCGACUACUCGCAUUGUUUGCGAAACUUCAGCCUCUACGCGCCUCCUUGGACUUCUUACCUAUGCGUCUUCAGCACUUCCAGAUGCGCGCAAGCAAACUGUUUCCUUCUGCGUGCGAUGAGCUCACUAGGCGGAAGGAACAACUUGAGACACUGGAGAAGAAGCUCGAAGCUGAUGCUGAUGCUUUGAGAGAAGAGCUUGGCGAGGACAAAUGGGUGCAUAGCUUCCGACAGGCUGGCAGCAAAGCAAUCGCCAUGUAUGACUCACUAAUGAAGAGCAUUCAGAGGCUACGACAGGUCAUUGACGAGGGUGACGAUGAGAAAUUGGGCUCCCGCAUGUCGACAUACAAGGACAAGCGCGAGCACUACCCACCUUCGAUGAAGCGGGUCCUGGAGCUGAUCGAUAUUGAGAUGAAGCACCGGUCAACCGUCAAUGGCGAGAUCCUGCGCAUUCAGCAAGAUGUUAGACAGAAGGUAUCUGACUUGCAGAUUCAGAUGAAAGAGACAGACAUGGUCAUUGAAGAACUGACAGCCACGCGGAAGCUGCGCGAUUCAGUGUCUACAGUUCUCUCGGCGCGCACUGAGGCAUCAUUGACAGGCUCUGCUUUAGACACGCCAAACAGUUCGCCUGCCUCAAGCGUCAUCAUGAGCCGGAAAAGCAGCGAAUACGGCCGCAUUACUCCAGUCGGGAAGACGUCGCGCCAGCCAAGUACAUCUAGCACAAAGUCUUCUCUAACUGCAAGUCGUCGGUUGUCUAGUCUUCCAAUGGCUACUGGUACUAGUGGACGCAAGACAAUCUCAUCGUCUCGGCUUGAGGCACUUGCUGCGCCCGUGCAUCCUCCACGAUCCAUGUCUACUACUCCGACACGGCAGUUGCAUUCGGCGACUCCAUCAUCCGAAAGACCCCGGUGGAACUCCAGCACCAACAUGCGUGAUACUGUAGUCGGGCACAACUUCAAACCCUUGUCAUUGACGACCCCUUCACCGCAUCGGAAGGACCCUACCACCCCUCUCAGGACUUUGAGGAGUGUAUCUAGUCACUCUGCCAUCCCUGUCCGUAGCCCUCUCAGCCAGGCUUCUGCGUUAUCGCCUAUUUCCUCGCGUCCUGCCUCCACUACGCCUGCGCAACAAGCCAUCGGUCGACGUCCCUUGGCCAGCCCUAUGCAGUCUCCCUCCACACCCGCUCGUGGCAAAUCCGCUCUACAGACUACACCGAAUUCAUCGUUGUCGUCCUGCCGCACUCCAAACUCGACUCGCAGAGUGACAAUUGCAGAAGAGGAGAGUGAUAGCACUGCUACAGAGGAGAGUCCCAUGGCUCGUCGCGCCUCGCGCCCAGCGAGUGCAAUGACAAGCCGCCGUACGAGCAUGUUGCCCACACCCAAGCAGCGCACUACCAGCGGUACAACCGUGCCGCAGAUUACAACACCUGGAGGGCGCACCCACAGCAGGAUGGGCAGCACCGAGGACGGACGUAGGAGCAAGCUUGGACUCGAUGCAGGGCGCAAGAGUUCGCUCGGGCUGGCCAGUGGUCGCAAAUCCAGUAUGGACGGCCGUCAGUCGAGUUUGGAUGAGCGCCCACGAUGGAGGUAGAUUCUCACUUUUCACGCCUAGUGCGAUUUUCACGGCGGGUCGGCCACGCUUUCGCUUCCCCUCAUAUGGCUCCAGUAGCCCAGGCAUCUUCUUCGCUUUUAGCAGUAUGAGAUUAAUACCGACCGGUCCGUCAGUUUGAGUUCAGAUUGCGAGCAUCUCAGUGGGCUUCUGCCAGAUCAUUUGCAGAAGCUAGCAGCAGAUUGGCGUUUUUUCCUUGAGGGGGAAAUAGUAUGCUAUACCCAGGAGUUCUAUAUGGAGCGUUUGUGUUUUUUUGUUUUAGCGAUAUGGUCUGGUCGCAGAUGUCGCGGCGCGCAGGAGCAGAGCGUGUCACCGCGUAAGGUUGGUGUCGAUAGGAGAUGGAGAGGCGGAGGCAAAUGCAGGAGGCCGAGCACGCGUGAUGUGACUAGAUAGACUAUGCU